CGCGUCCAUUCAGGAACUCCACAGGACCACCUCCAGCUCCAGGCUCCAAGCCGCCGCAGCAGCAGCCAGCGGCACCACCACCCCACCCGCCGGGGCCGCCCAUACCAUUUGCAAAGCCCGCUGCGACUGCGGCGCCAAUGGCCGACCGCGUCUACCCGGCCGCCAAGCCCAACCCGCCCCCGGCGGCCGCGGCCGCCAACGGCGGCGCACCGGCGUCGUUCCCGGCGCCCAAAUCGCAGACGUACCAGCGGCCCAUCUACCGGCCGCAGGCCCCCGCGAAGCGCCGGCGGUCCUGCCGGUGCAGCCUCUGCUGCUGCUUCUGCUGGGCGCUGCUGGCGGUGAUCCUCCUGGCGCUCGCCGCCGCCGCGGCGGGCGGCGCCUUCUACCUCCUGUACCGCCCGCAGCGCCCGUCCUUUACCGUCUCCUCUGUGCGCCUGGCGUCGCUGAACCUCACCUCCUCCGCCACCGCGCCGGUGCUCACCGACGCCAUCACGCUGACCGUCACCGCCCGCAACCCCAACAAGAAGAUCGCCUACCUCUACGGCGACUUCACCCUGUCGGCGGCCACGUCCGCCAACGCGCUCCCGCUGGGCAGCGCGACGGUGCCCGGGUUCGCGCACGCGGCCGGCAACACCACGGUGCUGACCGCCACCAUCGCCUCCAGCGCGGCGGCGGUGGACCCGAGCGCGAGCGGCGACGUGAAGAAGUCGGGCGGGUUCGGCGUGGUCCUGGACGCGGACACGAGCGCGGGCGCCCGCGUGGGCGGCCUGAGGACGAAGAAGAUCGGCAUCCAGGUGCACUGCGAGGGCAUCAAGGUGACCCCGCCGCCCCCGCCCCCGCCGGCGCCCAGGAAGGCCAAGGGCGGGAAGAACGGCACCGUCGCGCUCGCGCCGGCGCCGGCCCCGUCCGACGCCGACACGACGACGGCGACGGCGACGGCGACGGCGAGCACGGCGGCGCACCCGUGCAAGGUCAGGGUCCGCGUCAAGAUCUGGAAGUGGACUUUCUAGGUGCGGAGGCGCGUUACGAUUAGGAGCUGGGCUGGAAGAUUUUCCAGUAAAGUUUUUUUUCGCUUUGAUAUACUACUACGCACUAUAAUUUAUUUACAUGAUUAUUAUGUUGGAGCAGACGAGUAGGAAGCCAUUACCCAUCCAUGCGGUGUAAAUUCCCCAUUUUCCUUUUCUUUUCUCCCUCUCGAUGGAAACAAUUUUUCUUGGUGUCAUUGAAAUUAGUGGGUGUAUAAUUGGUGAGAUCUUAUAUUGUACACUGUAUAAUUCGAAUGGAUUUAUUUUAAGCUUGCAA
Molecule: messenger RNA, 1302 nt
Organism: Panicum virgatum (switchgrass)
Lineage: Eukaryota; Viridiplantae; Streptophyta; Magnoliopsida; Poales; Poaceae
Product: NDR1/HIN1-like protein 6
Exons: 1
Coding region: 138-1010 (290 amino acids)
Cellular component (GO): plasma membrane
Source: RefSeq, a predicted model, not a curated record